Molecule: messenger RNA, 6169 nt
Organism: Otolemur garnettii (small-eared galago)
Lineage: Eukaryota; Metazoa; Chordata; Mammalia; Primates; Galagidae
Gene: LIMCH1
Product: LIM and calponin homology domains 1
Exons: 27
Coding region: 51-3305 (1084 amino acids)
Biological process (GO): actomyosin structure organization; positive regulation of stress fiber assembly; regulation of focal adhesion assembly
Cellular component (GO): stress fiber
Molecular function (GO): actin binding; myosin II head/neck binding
Source: RefSeq, a predicted model, not a curated record
GGCGGUGGCCGUCCUCAUCCUGGCGCUCGAGUGGACGCGGGGCUUCGCAAAUGGCUUGUCCCGCUCUCGGUUUGGAAGCUCUUCAGCCCCUGCAGCCCGAGCCGCCCCCCGAGCCUGCCUUCUCCGAGGCGCAGAAGUGGAUCGAGCAAGUAACCGGGAGAAGCUUUGGUGAUAAAGACUUUCGGACAGGGUUAGAAAAUGGAAUUCUUCUGUGCGAGUUGCUGAAUGCUAUAAAGCCAGGACUUGUUAAAAAGAUCAAUAGAUUGCCUACCCCCAUUGCAGGAUUGGACAAUAUUAUCUUAUUCUUGAGAGGUUGUAAAGAGCUCGGCCUUAAAGAGUCUCAGCUUUUUGACCCAAGUGACCUCCAGGACACGUCCAGCAGAGUAACAGUCAAGAGCCUGGAUUAUAGUAGGAAGCUGAAAAAUGUGUUAGUUACCAUUUACUGGCUGGGAAAAGCAGCGAACAGCUGUACAGCGUACAGUGGAACCACACUCAACCUGAAGGAGUUUGAAGGAUUGUUGGCUCAGAUGAGAAAGGAGACUGAUGAUAUUGAGAGUCCUAAACGCAGUAUCCGAGACAGUGGCUACAUCGACUGCUGGGAUUCUGAGCGCAGUGACUCGCUCUCUCCCCCUCGCCACGGCAGAGAUGAUUCCUUCGACAGCCUGGAUUCCUUUGGCUCCCGCUCCCGGCAGACACCUUCACCAGAUGUAGUCCUCAGGGGAAGCAGCGAUGGGAGAGGAAGUGACUCUGAACCUGACUUGCCGCAUCGAAAGCUGCCAGAUGUGAAGAAGGAUGACAUGUCUGCGCGGCGGACUUCCCACGGUGAGCCGAAAUCAGCAGUGCCUUUCAACCAGUACCUCCCAAACAAAAGCAACCAGACAGCCUACGUCCCCGCUCCCCUGAGAAAGAAGAAAGCAGAGCGUGAGGAAUACCGCAAGAGCUGGAGCACCGCCACCUCCCCCCUGGGCGGGGACCGGCCCUUCAGAUACGGUGCGAGAACUCCUGUGUCUGAUGACGCAGAGAGCACCAGUAUGUUCGACAUGCGGUGUGAGGAGGAGGCCGCGGUGCAGCCGCACAGCAGGGCCCGGCAGGAGCAGCUGCAGCUGAUCAAUAGCCAGCUGAGGGAAGAGGACGACAAAUGGCAAGACGACCUGGCUCGUUGGAAGAGUCGCAGAAGAAGUGUUUCUCAGGACUUAAUCAAGAAAGAGGAAGAAAGGAAAAAAAUGGAGAAGUUACUGGCGGGAGAGGACGGGACACGUGAACGAAGGAAAAGCAUCAAAACCUACAGAGAGAUUGUUCAAGAAAAAGAGCGGAGAGAGAGAGAGUUGCAUGAGGCGUAUAAGAACGCUCGGUCCCAGGAGGAGGCAGAGGGGAUCCUUCAACAGUAUAUUGAGAGGUUCACCAUCAGUGAGGCUGUUCUUGAACGCUUGGAGAUGCCAAAAAUUCUGGAAAGAAGCCAUUCAACAGAGCCAAACUUAUCCUCCUUCCUGAACGAUCCUAACCCCAUGAAAUACCUGCGGCAACAGUCACUGCCUCCACCCAAGUUCACUGCCAGUGUUGAAACCACCAUCGCUCCUGCCAGUGUUCUGGAUACCAGCACGUCAGCAGGCAGUGGGUCUCCAAGCAAAACUGUCACGCCCAAAGCAGUGCCUAUGCUGACACCCAAGCCUUAUUCCCAGCCCAGAAACUCUCAAGAGGUUCUGAAGACCUUUAAGGUAGAUGGGAAAGUCAGCAUAAAUGGAGAGACAGUUCAUGGAGAGGAGGAGGAGAAGGAGAGAGAGUGCCCCGCGGUGGCACCUGCCCCCUCCCUAACCAAGUCCCAGAUGUUUGAGGGUGUGGCCAGGGUGCAUGGGUCCCCUGUGGAGCUGAAACAAGACAACAAUAGCAUUGAGAUCAACAUCAAGAAGCCAAAUUCUGUUCCCCAAGAACUGACAGCAGCCUCUGAGGAAAGUGACCCAAAUGGUCAAGAAGAUGAGAAUGAUGGGAGGAAGCCUGGAGAAGGGAACACAGAACUUGUCUCAUCAGAGCUGCAACAUUUCACAACGACUGUGACUCGAUGCAGCCCGACCGUGGCCUUCGUGGAGUUUUCCUCCAGCCCCCAGCCGAAGAACGACGUGCCAGAAGAGCAAGGGCAGAAGAAACCCGGCAACGAAAUGAGCGGAAAGGUGGAGCUGGUGCUGUCGCAAAAGGUGGUAAAGCCAAAAUCUCCAGAACCAGAAGCAACCCUGACAUUUCCAUUUCUGGAAAAAAUGACUGAAUCCAACCAACUACAUUUGCCAAAUCUCAAUUCUCAAGAGCCGCCUGGCACUGCCAGUGUUCCGCUGAGAGUUCAGAACUCUUGGCGACGCUCCCAGUUUUUCUCCCAGUCAGUGGAUUCUCCAAGCAGUGAAAAGUCACCUGGGACCACACCUCAGUUCAAGUUCUGGGCGUGGGACCCAGAGGAGGAGCGCCGGAGACAGGAGAAAUGGCAACGGGAGCAGGAACGUUUGCUCCAGGAGAGAUACCAGAAGGAGCAGGACAAGCUGAAAGAAGAAUGGGAAAAGGCCCAGAGGGAAGUAGAAGAGGAAGAACGCAGAUACUACGAGGAGGAACGAAAAAUAAUUGAAGACACUGUGGUUCCAUUUACCAUUUCUUCAAGCUCUGCAGACCAGCUGUCCACAUCCUCCUCCGUGACUGAUAGCAGUGGGGCCAUGAAUAAGAUAGACUUGGAAAACUGUCAAGAGGAAAAACAAGAGAAAAGACAGAAGAAACCAUUCCAGGAGGAUGGCAGUGACUUAUUGCCUAAGACCGGGGAAAGUGAUUCACUGGAGGAGAAGGGCAGCCUAAUGCAAGGGGCUUUGGCUCAUUCUGAGAACCCCAGGUCCACGGGAGUCCAUCAGGAGCAUCAGCUGAAUACAGAGGCCGGGGCCUCGCACUGUGGGUUGAACCCACAGCUAGCUCAGGAUCCAUCCCAAAAUCAGCAGGUCUCAAACCCAGCAGGACCCUCUGCAGAGGAGAUGAAGCCAAAAUCCCUCCCACUAGGCAAAAGCAUUAACCAUCAGAUGGAGUCCCCGAGUGAAAGGCGGAAGUCCAUAAGUGGGAAGAAGCUGUGUUCCUCCUGUGGGCUUCCUUUGGGGAAAGGAGCUGCGAUGAUCAUUGAGACUCUCAAUCUCUAUUUUCACAUCCAGUGUUUUAGAUGUGGAAUUUGUAAAGGACAGCUUGGAGAUGCAGUGAGUGGGACCGACGUUAGGAUUCGAAAUGGUCUUCUAAACUGUAAUGAUUGCUACAUGCGAUCCAGAAGUGCUGGCCAGCCCACCACAUUGUGACUGUGACGUCGGAGUUUCCAGAUCACUCACCAUUUCUUUACUGAGGUCGCCCCUGGCAGUCGCUUCACUAAAUCCCAAGUUCAGGGGCUCCUUUGCAUUCACCUAAUUUCAGAAAGGCUGUUCUAAAAGGUGGUGUCUGUUCUUUUGUAGCACAGGGUUUGUGUUUUCCCGGGGUGGUGGUGUUUGUUUCUGCAUUUGCACAGUAUAUACAGAAGAAUAUCUGGGUGAAUUGACGGCGAAUAGUCCAAACGUGGUUUCAGAGUGGUCAGACAGGCUUACAGGUUAAAACGUGUUAUUCUUGUCUGGGAGAAUUAGCUAAAGGAUGCAGUAAGCCUGUUUUGUUUUAGAACUUAUAGGAAUUAAACACUUUAUGUUUACAAAAUUGAGCUGCAGAAAGUGAAAGACAUGCCAAUUUGAGACAUGGGGUCUUCUAAGACCGGAGCAUCAAUUUAACGCACUCAGCACUAAGCAUCACAGUGAACUGACUCUGAGCUAUCACCCGUUUUUAAUGCAAAGGCGCUAGUCUGGUAAUAUAUACUGUAAUCCUGAAAUAUUUGUGUUACUUACCUUUUGAGGUAGAAAUUAGACCAAUAAAUUAUUGCACCGUUAGUAUUAGAUUUUGUGUACCUUGGAAGUUAUGUCAUUAAUACAGGCUGGUUCAUCAAAUAAAGAGAACCCUUGCAGGAUCAGCUAGACUUAUACUCUGGGACAUUGCCCAAGGGCAGGAAGAAACUGGAGGGAAAUAUUUCAGUCAUCGUCUCUAAAGUUAUUACCAAAAUCAGUGAGGAAGUUUAAUCUUCCACAGAGUCGCGGGUCAAGGACAGCCAGGAGGCUUGUGUUUCUUUCUUCUUUCCAGGCAUUAGAUUAGGAGACUUAAUAUCAGGUGUGUGGAAUGUGAGACAUUGAGCUAAGUCCGUCAUCAGGUGUAACCCCAGCUCAGCCUUGCCUGCAAGUUCUCCUUGAGGGCCUGAAGCACAGGUGUCCAAAGAAAAGCAUCAAGGGCAUCCUAACCUCGGGGCAUUGGAUGUGUGAUCCACACGCCUGGACAGCUCAAAUUGUGCCCUGCCCACCCCGACGGACACUGCUCACCUUCAUUCCCCUGCGUCACCUCUAUACUCCCAAGAAUUCUGGACCUUGCUCGUGGAGACUUGAAGAGAGGAACUCUCCUAAAGAACUGGUUUAUUUUCUGCCCAGCAAGAUGAGUUUCAGCUGUCCAAGAAAGGAACAAAGUUACUAAAAAUUACAAUGUAGCUCUCCCAGCUGUUGGUGGGUUUUUUUUUUUAAAGACUAGAGGAAGGGGAACUAUUUAUUCUGCCUUAAAACGAUGGCAAAUAAGUCAAGAUGACAUUUUAUGAAUGUAGAUGGUAGAGACCCUCCUAAUAGGUUAAUGUAAUCAUAACGAGAGAUCCAGUAGAGGUUUUUGGGUUAUGUAAGCAAUAAUUUUUUUCUCUGUCUCUUACUGAGUAUGGCUAGCAAUUAUUUAUUUACACGUUAGAUGGGUUCUUUGCAUGUGGGUUCCAUAGGUACAGAAAUUUCCUCAACUGUUGGAGGUAUUUUGGCCAUUUUUGUCAUUUGGAUGAGCUGCCAUGAGAUUGAAAUUUACACAUCAUUUUAUUAAAAAUUGUGCCUUAGAAAAUGCAAAGCUGUUGCACAUAGUCAGUGAUGGAUUAUGGACGCAGUAGAGAGACGAAGUCACUUCCAAGUCGCCAAGACUUCUCCUAAAGGUGUUCGUUGUUUUACAGGAAAAAGAAAAAAAAAUUUAAAAAAAAAGAAAAAAAAAUUAAAAAAAAGAAAAAAGUUUUCAAAAUGUACAGAUUAAGUCCCAUAUUUUGAUUAGCCAGCUGCAUGUUUUAUUAAACAUUUUGAUAGUGUGGAUGUUUACACUUGGCAUGAUAUUAGCAGAGUACUUUACCGCAAAUAAUGCACAAAACAUGUACAAUAUGGUCGUUCAUAAACGAUUUUUAUAGAAUACUUUUUACAUGCGGAACUCCAUCCAUUAUGUGAGGAUUAUCUGAAUAUUGCACAUUCUCUUCUGGUUUCACAAACCCAUUUAUACAUAUUUCUUAGUGAGACUCAUUGUACAUGUAUUGAAGCUAGAAUCGAGUCAAGAAAAAUAAAGCCCCAUUCUCCAACUGCAAAACGUGCUUUCCCAGAACGAACACGAGUCACCAGCACGGAAUAAUCUCCCACAUUUCCUAAAUUCUAAUUGCCAACUGUUUCUAUUUCUAUUGGAUUUAUAUUUCAUUUGGAGUCUGCUACACGGCAGCUCCGGCAGGCUUGAUCUUGUUCUUCCCGGUGCAGCCUAAUGAAUAUGAUCUAUUUCUUUUCAAAUAAUCUUUGAAAUUCCCAGGAAAAAAAAAAAACUCUGCUCUGUUGAGCUAUCAUGUAAAUGUGUUUGUUUAAAAAACUGAUGAGGCAAGUGUGUGAUUGAUUGUUCCUGAAGAAGUACAUCUGAUUUUUUUUCUUAUACUCCAAAAGCUAGUUCCUUCUCUUUCUUAAGAAAAAAAAUGGGUAACUCUUUGUUUUUCACUAGCGAACUUUCCCGCUAUUUCCUCACUCUUUCUAGGUAGUGUUAUUAAUGCAAUGCAUAUGAUAGUUAUCGAUACAGCAUAAGAUUUCACGAACUGCAAUGGUCCACCCACGUAAUGAACUGAGAUGAUCCACCUCAUUAUGUGAGUCCGUCCAGAGGAUGUUCCUGUUCCGGGUGGGCCAAUGUUCUGUAUCAGUUACACUAACUUUUGUUUAAAAUAUUUAUUCUAAAAUGCCUCUGAGAAAUAGUAAAAAAAAAAAAAUUAAAAAUAAGUUGUCUAAAAUGCAACAGCUUUUAUAGUCAAUGUACAUUUAUAAAUAAAAUACUCAAUCUA